AUGGCUAUUCUAUCUCGUUGGCAGCUUGUCACCUGGGCAUGUGCUCUGUCUUGCAGCACGGUCGCUACGGCUGCCUAUGACGAUCUACCCGACUUCGAUGAUCUAUCGACUGGCAUCACGGAAUUCCAUCAAGUAUUUCCUCGCAACGAGACGUACGCACCUUCACCCCUGUUUCCGGUUGUCUUCGCAUUCCAGAACCCGACCAUCGCCCAGUCAUUGACACCGUCACUUUCGGCCACCUUGUUCAAAUGGAAUCAGAGCACUAGUGACUGGGAUGUGAAUGAUACGACCAAUUUUGACUUCGGAGAAAUGGCCAACGCCUCUGAUAGCGAGCCUUUCUUUGUUCAUGAUGUCUUUUGUGGAAACUUCGAUAUAAAGGCGUAUUGGAGUCUCGCCUGGAGUCUCACGUGGAUUAACUGCACCGAAGGGGAGGGCCGACGAAUACACCCUUAUUCUGGAAGUUUCCGCAACUAUAUACGUUUUACGACCGAGGAAGGUGGCCGAGAGCCUGAUUUAGUUGCUUCUUCAGAUGAUUCCCAAUGCUCCGACUUCCCGAGCGUUACUUUGAAUAUCACCGAAAUUGGCGAACCGUACCCUCAAGGCUACCCAGGCCAGUGGUGUGCCUACUUCUCGUCAGUUAAGCCAGACCCGAAGCCCUGCGAGGUGCAGGUCAGCUCGGAACGUGAGGAGAGUAUCUUUGCUUCCGCCACCAAUGCCUUCUGUCGGGCACUGGAGGACGUGGAUCGCCCAUCCGACGAAGACGACGAAGAGGGUCAUGGCGAGACCAUGCGUGGAAGCCUGGCCGCCACUGUCGCGGCUUGCUUUGUAUCUCUCGUUGGGAUGAGCCUCCUCAUAGUUUAG
Molecule: messenger RNA, 861 nt
Organism: Emericellopsis cladophorae
Lineage: Eukaryota; Fungi; Ascomycota; Sordariomycetes; Hypocreales; Bionectriaceae
Exons: 1
Coding region: 1-861 (286 amino acids)
Source: RefSeq, a predicted model, not a curated record